Molecule: messenger RNA, 3529 nt
Organism: Uranotaenia lowii
Lineage: Eukaryota; Metazoa; Arthropoda; Insecta; Diptera; Culicidae
Gene: Snmp2
Product: sensory neuron membrane protein 2
Exons: 9
Coding region: 1248-2978 (576 amino acids)
Cellular component (GO): membrane; cytoplasm
Molecular function (GO): scavenger receptor activity
Source: RefSeq, a predicted model, not a curated record
UAUUCUGGUGUUCAGCUCAGCUCGGCUCAGUCAGUUGCCCAAUGGCCGUGCACCGUGAAUGACACGAAAAUUUAGUUUUCCCGCAGCUCGAUUCGCGUGAAAUUCGCCAGGAUCCGGUUGAGGCCUUUUUUCACGCAGUUUAAAGUGUUCCCAGUAGUUUGUAGACAAGUGUUCUGGAAUUAUAAUUAGAUAUUCUGGCUCUCUCGUUGAGAAUUACGUCAGAUGUGAAUUAGCACACCUGUUUCUCUUAUGAAGAAUUUAUCAGUCGUCCUAGAGCAUCGUCUUACUGCAGUGUUGUAAUAGUUAGAAAACGUGAGUGUGUUUUGUGUUGGGAAAUUUGUGCUGUUGAAGUUGGAAAACUCGUUUUCCUUUCCCGCGUCUCCUUCAGAAUGAAGUAACACAGUAAUACGAAAUCUGGUCGUGCCAGGUGGAAAGUGCGAUCCGUGUUUGGGCAGAGAUCAAAGCAACCCAUGUGAGUGGACGAUUGCCCAUAGCUCAGUAAGCUGGGGAAGAUUGGUCAAUUUGAAACAAGAAAAAUAUUGCCUCGAGAUUCUUAGGCUUCUUGGCUGGUUUCGAGUUUGGAGACGUGAAAUUUGUGUGUGACAGGAGUUUUUUAAUCGGUAGCCCCGAGUUGGUGUUGUUGGUCAGUAGUUGACUAGUUCAGUGACAGGCCUCCUGAAUUGAUUCCGCACACAAAUCUGGCCCCGACUUACAAUGUGUGUGCCAAUAAUGCAUACCUGGCCAAUAAAGGUGGAUAGUUUACAUGUCCAACAGAAGCAGCAGCAGCAGCAAAAGUGUCGGCUCCAGCAACAGUAAGAAGCACUGCCAGCAAAAUAACUAGAAGCGGUGGUGCAGAAGCAGAACCAAGCCAAACCAAUCGAAAGUGAAUGUCGAGAGUCUUGGAGCCGUUGAGUGUUUAGCCUGCAAAACAUCAUGCACACACAGCCCAGCUCAUGCAUAUAAAUUGUGAAUGAAGAAGGAAAAAAUAAACUUCGAAAACAAAAUUGUUUGAACCUUUUCGUCACUUUUCACGAAUCGGCUCAAGAAUCGUACUCAAGAGGUUUUCGCGAAGUUCAAACCCACACCAGCUACAGCAGCAAAUAGCAAACAAACAGCAGGCCGGUUUUCAGUGGGUUUCGAUUGUUGGGCAAUAGUUAACGGAGAAUUUUCCGCGGCUAAGGCGGCGGCGGCGGUCAAAACUUUGUUGUGGUUGUUCCAACCAUAACGUGGGCCGUGGAGGUGUCAGAAUGGUGCAAUGUUCGCUAAUUUCGGCCGGCAUCGGGGUCCUGACGGCCGUCUUUGGGGUCCUGCUCGGGUGGGUUGUGUUUCCCGGAGCCGUCCAUGACAAAAUCAUUGAGAACACAGAACUUCGGCAAGAUAUGCCCCAGUUCAAGCGAUGGGAAGCGCUUCCCCAGCCAUUAGAUUUCAAGGUCUACAUCUUCAACGUCACCAAUCCCUACGAAGUCCAGAUGGGCCGGAAACCAAGGGUGGUGGAAAUAGGUCCCUAUGUCUAUUUCCAAUAUCGUCAUAAGGACAACAUACGAUUCAGUCGUGACAGAUCCAAAGUGCAUUUCUCUCAGCAACAGAUGUAUGUUUUUGAUGCCGAGUCGUCUUAUCCACUGACGGAGAAUGAUCAACUCACUGUGCUCAAUAUGCAUAUGAAUAGUAUAUUGCAAAUUAUCGAUAACCAAGCCAAGGAAACGAUCACAAACUUUCGUUCCGAUGUUAACAAUACUCUCGAAAAAAUUCCCGUAGUUAGAGUCAUUAAAAGAAUUAUAGAGAAAACGACGCCAAUCCAAUCGAUCCUCCAAAUUGCUGAGGACGAAACCUACGACAGUCUGCGGUUGAUCAACGUGGAGCUGAAUCGAAUUUUUGGCCGGCCCGAUUCGAUGUUCUUGAGGACCACCCCGAAAGAGUUCCUGUUCGAUGGAGUUCCAUUUUGUGUGAACGUGAUCGGUAUUGCGAAAGCCAUCUGUAAGGAAAUAGAGAAGCGAAACACCAAAACCAUCAGGGUUCUACCAGAUGGAUCGAUGAAGUUUUCCUUCUUCAACCAUAAAAACAUGACCGAUGAUGGAAUUUACACGGUCAACACCGGUAUCAAGGAUCCCAUGCAAACGCAUAUGAUCGAGUACUGGAAUGGGCGAAAUACGCUGGACAACUGGAACAAUCGAUCGCAAGGUCCAGCGUCCACAUGUAAUCGAGUUAUCGGAACAGAUGGGUCUGGCUAUCCACCGUUCCGGGAAGGUGUCCAAAAGAUGACCAUCUUCAGUUCAGAUAUCUGCAGAACUGUUGACAUCAAGUAUGUGGGUCUGUCCAGCUACGAAGGAAUCCCGGCGUUCCGGUACGAAACGGACAGUACCUUCCUGAACGAAAUCGGCCCAGAGUACGGCAACGAUUGCUACUGUGUCAACCGGAUACCCAAGGCGAUCGUCAAGGCCAACGGUUGCCUCUACAAGGGAGCGCUCGAUCUGUCCACGUGUUUCGAUGCCCCAGUGGUGCUGACGAGCCCUCACAUGUUGGGUGCGGCCCAGGAGUAUACGAGCUUAGUCGAUGGUCUUAAUCCUGAUCCGGAAAAGCAUCAGAUCUUUGUCGAUGUUGAGCCGCACACCGGAACCCCACUAAACGGUGGCAAACGUGUCCAGUUUAACAUGUUCCUGCGGCGGAUAGAUUCGAUUCGAUUGACGGAUCGCCUAUCGACCACGCUCUUCCCCGUCGUCUGGAUCGAGGAAGGGAUCGCGCUCAACGAGGACAUGGUCAAACUGAUCGACGACAGUCUCAUGAAGGUGCUGACCAUUCUGGAUGUGGUUCAAUGGGGUAUGAUCGGAGCUGGGUUGCUUCUGGCCGUCGUCGCUCUGAUCACGUACUUCACCAAAAGGAGACCCUCAUCCGGGGGCACGAUCACUCCGACCUUAACGACCACAACCAGUGCGGCCAGUAUUCCGGAAGGCGGUGGACUCGGGGCCAAUCCACUAAAAUGACAGUCACUUACAAUGACCUUUUUGGACUGAACCGACGACUGAUGGCGGAAAGAGUAAAAUUUAAUUUUAAUCAUAUGAAUGCGUGUGUGGGCGUUUGACUGCGUAAACUGUAUGCGCGUGUACGACUGAGCUACUCUAGAGAUUCAAGUGCCAACAUCCCAUAUGAAGGGAAGAAAAGUGAAAGUGAAACUACAUAUACUGGAAGGCAGAUUAUUGAAUUGAAUUUAAUUGAUGAUUGGGGAAAAACCGACAAACAAACAAACAAACAAGUCUUAACAAGGAACCAGAAGCUGAGAAUUCGCUUUCAUGCAUUUCAAAAGUUCAGGAUAAACUAAGUCAAAAGCAGCAAUCAACUAUACGGAUUUCGUCCAAAUUUCAUCGAAACAAACCACAUAUGUAAGCAAGCAUUAUUGGUUUUUUGCUGUUGCAGUGAGUUUUGAUUAAGCAAUAUAGUUAGCGUAUACCUACUUACAGUUAAAGACAGUUAAAUAGCUAAUUUUAUGUGAUCAUUUGUAGGUAUGUAUUAAACAAUAAAUAAAGGUUUAAAUAAA